Molecule: messenger RNA, 1202 nt
Organism: Lactuca sativa (garden lettuce)
Lineage: Eukaryota; Viridiplantae; Streptophyta; Magnoliopsida; Asterales; Asteraceae
Source: RefSeq, a predicted model, not a curated record
AUUAGAAAGGGUACAAAAAGGGAAGUCCUUUUUCUCCUCAAAUUCCCGACCCCUCCUAUCUCUCUCGAGACUCUCCCACAGCAGAAGGGAAGAAGAGAUAAUAACUGAAGCACAAACCGACGGUCGCCGGAAAAUUGGGUGAAAACGGGUACAGAUUCAUACUCAGACUGGUCGCCGGAACAAGUUUAUAGCCGGCGGAGGAGAAAUCAAUAAGAAAAUGACAUCGACGAGGCUAUUGUUGUUGCCUCUUCUCACACCUACUGGUGCUGCUACUAUUACUGCUGCUUCACGUCUCUCUUCUUCACCUUCACCUUCUUCUUCUUCUUCUUCAUCAUCAUCUUCUUUCUCUCUCAAGGUGUCUGGUCCACAAACUCUCUUCACCAGGAAGCCGUGGCUUUGUGGUAAAAGACAUCAAGCAAUUGGUUGUUUAAAGAUUGAAGAUGGAAAUGAAGUGCAAAUGUUUGGUUCUGAUGAUGAAUUUGGAUCUCAACUUCCUACACAAGCUCAAACCAUUGUAGAAGGCUCAGGUGCUGUUCUUGUCUCAGAAUAUAAACCUGCCCCUGAUGUUGAUUACCUACAGGAAUUACUAGCAAUCCAACAACAAGGUCCAAGAAACAUUGGAUUUUUUGGGACAAGAAACAUGGGAUUCAUGCAUCAAGAACUCAUUGAGAUUCUUAGUUAUGCUAUGGUCAUAACGAAAAAUCACAUCUUUACAUCAGGAGCUUCUGGAACAAAUGCAGCUGUAAUUAGAGGUGCAUUAAGAGCUGAAAGACCAGAGUUGCUUACUGUAAUCUUACCUCAAAGUUUGAAAAAACAACCUCCUGAAAGCCAAGAAUUACUUUCAAAAGUGAAGAAUGUGAUUGAAAAACCACACAAUGAUCAUCUUCCAUUGAUCGAAGCCAGCAGGCUGUGUAACAUGGAUAUAAUAUCUCAAGUGCAGCAAGUGAUUUGUUUUGCCUUCCAUGACAGCAGAUUGCUGAUGGAGACAUGUCAAGAAGCUAAGAAUAUGAGGAAGAUUGUAACCUUAUUUUACUUAGAUUGAUUAUUGAUAUUUGAUUUGAUGGGGUGUUUUUGUUUUUGUUUUUGUUUAUGUUUUUUGUGUACAAAUCAAAUUUAGCACUCUACUUUUUUGUGCUCAUUCUUCUUUGGAACAAUAUAGAGAAGUCACUCCCCUUUGCAAUUUCACAAGCUUGUUUAUGUUA